This is a messenger RNA of Theobroma cacao (cacao), 1495 nucleotides long. Its product is annotated as Nitrilase/cyanide hydratase and apolipoprotein N-acyltransferase family protein. Gene Ontology annotation, biological process: oxaloacetate metabolic process; L-glutamine metabolic process. The record is from RefSeq and is a predicted model, not a curated record. NCBI's taxonomy places the organism in Eukaryota, Viridiplantae, Streptophyta, Magnoliopsida, Malvales, Malvaceae. Gene Ontology annotation, cellular component: mitochondrion. Gene Ontology annotation, molecular function: omega-amidase activity.
GCUUCCUCCUCCGUAACAGUUGCGACUGGGACUUUUUUUGAAACGUUGUUUGCCAGGCUUGAUCAAGUGAUCUCAUCUUCACUAUAAGAAGCCUAAAUUGACGAAAAUCUCCUUGUCCGAACUAAAGCCAAAAAGAUGAGAGUAUCAGAUGACAGAACGUGAAAUGAAAUGAAGUCAGCGGUGUCAUCACUAGUUAGCUCCAAGAAUCUCACUCAUUCCGCAAUCUCGCGCUCCCUUCUGCAGCACUCAUCAAAACCCUUUUCUCAAAGAACACUCUUCAUUCCAACUAUUCCCAGAAACACCAAAAACCUGUACAAUCAACGAUACCAAAAGCUCCAAAUCAGGACCAACUCAACAUCGGUAAUGGCAUCCUCUUUUAAGCAUGAACAAGCCAGGGCACCACCGUCCAUCCCUCUUCCCACCCCUCCUGUCAGCAAGUUCAAGAUUGGGCUUUGCCAGUUGUCGGUGACGCCUGAUAAAGAAAGGAACAUAGAGCAUGCUAGGAAGGCCAUCGAGGAGGCUGCUCAAAAGGGUGCCCAGCUUGUUCUCUUACCUGAAAUAUGGAACAGCCCAUAUUCGAAUGACAGCUUCCCAGUCUAUGCCGAAGAUAUUGACGCAGGUGGUGAUGCGUCUCCUUCAACAGCUAUGCUGUCUGAAGUUUCUAGUCGCUUGAAGAUCACAAUAGUUGGCGGCUCUAUACCUGAACGCUGUGGGGAUAUGUUGUACAAUACUUGUUGUGUCUUUGGUACUGAUGGAAAGCUGAAAGCCAAGCACCGCAAGAUUCACCUUUUUGAUAUUGAUAUUCCUGGGAAGAUUACCUUUAUGGAAUCCAAGACCCUUACCGCAGGGGAGACUCCUACCAUUGUGGACACAGAUGUUGGGCGUAUUGGUAUAGGCAUCUGUUAUGACAUCCGCUUUCAAGAAUUGGCAAUGAUAUAUGCUGCAAGAGGUGCUCACUUGCUAUGCUAUCCUGGAGCAUUUAACAUGACAACUGGACCAUUGCAUUGGGAGUUGCUGCAGAGAGCAAGGGCUACAGAUAAUCAGUUAUAUGUUGCAACCUGUUCACCUGCUCGAGAUGCUGGAGCCGGUUACGUGGCUUGGGGUCACUCAAGCCUCAUUGGACCUUUUGGAGAAGUUCUGGCUACCACUGGACAUGAGGAGAACAUAAUUAUAGCAGAGAUUGAUUAUUCAACACUUGAGCAACGAAGGGCUGGUCUCCCUUUAGCGAAGCAACGGCGAGGUGAUCUUUACCAGUUGGUAGACGUCCAGAGACUCAACUCUCACUGAUUACAGAUGAGAACUUUGUGAGAGAGCUAUGAUUCAUGGUGAGAAUUUUUCAUCGAGAAAGGUGGAAUUCUAUUGAUAAUCAUGAGACUCUUCUAGUCCUCUAAACGCAGUAUCUAGCGAGAUGUUAAUCAUUUGGAUUUUUACUAGAAACUCAUAUUUGCAAAUAAAUGGAAUUGUUACUGUUGUCCUGUUUGUAAUUGCCAUUUUA